AGGGUGUGUGAUGCUCUUUUGUGUGAUCCUUCCAGAAGUGCCAUCAUGUCUCCAACCUGUGACCAUGGUCUGGCUGAACAAGAACUAGAACUUCAUAUUUGUUCGUAAUAUUAAGGCAUAAACUCACAUGAUAGCAGCAUGGGAAUAUCGGAUAAGGAAGCGUUUAGGAUCCUUGGCCUUCCUCUAGGUGUGGAUAAGGAUGCCAUUAAUGAAAGAUAUAAGUUAAUGAGUAGUAAACUCUCUGCUAGCAAAUCUCUAGAUGAUAAAAAAAAACUGGAACAGGUGGUUGCUGCUUAUAGCCAACUUUUACCACCACCGCAUCACAAAAUACAGCAGAGUAAACAAAAUAAUAGGGCAUCUAAUGCUAAAGGUCAUGCAGUUGUGUAUGAGGAUGAUGAUGACUCUGAUGAUGAUAGCUCUGAAGAUGAGUGGCGAGUUUUAUGCCGCAAUGGAGAUACACAAAAUCAUCUUUCAAAAACUAACGUUGACCUAACAGAUGCUGAGAAAGAGAAAAGAAAAGCUGAAAAAAGAAGAGCAAAAAAGAAAAGAAGGAAAGAAAAGAAAAAAUCAGGAAAAUUAGAAAAUCAAUCUAAUCAAAAUUCUAAUAAUAGCAAUAGUAAAAGAGAAGACGAUUCUGGGUCCAACGAUGAAGACGAUGACGAUGAUGAUGAAGAUGAAGAUGAAGGUCAGGGUUUGGAUCCUAAAUCAGCCUUUGUUGCAACUGCAGCAGGAAAAAAAAUAGGACUUGGUGCCACGUCUAAACAUGAAGUUCGACGGAAAGCUCUGAGUAAAGGAGGGAGUCAUGAAGAAGACGAUGGUAAUACUGCAAGCAUUGACCCAGUGGUGCUACAAUCCCGCCAGUUGGCCAUCCGAGGCAAUGAGGCGGCCAAUGUAGGACAAUAUUCUGUAGCUGUGCGCCUUUUUUCUGAUGCCAUCCGCCUUGAUCCUAAUGAUCACCGUUUCUUUGGCAAUAGAUCCUACUGCUAUGAUCAGCUAGGACAGCAUGAAAAAGCAUUAAAGGAUGCUGAGAAAGCAAUUAAAUUAGCACCCCAGUGGCCUAAAGGACAUUUCAGAAGAGGCACUUCACUUAGAGGAUUAGGAAAAUAUAUAGAUGCUGAAUCUGCCUUUGAAGAAGUUCUUCGUUUAGAUAAAGGUUGUCAGGAAGCUCAGGAAGAAAUUCGGAAAGUUAGAAUAGUUCGUAUCGUUGAAAUGGGAUUCACGGAAAGACAAGCUAACAAUGCAAUUGCUAGAUAUAAUCAUGUACAGCAUGCCUUAGAUGCUUUGUUAGCCGGAGAGUUUAAAGAGUCGCUAGAAGAUGUAUUUUACUCGGAUGAUGAAGACGAGUUCCUUAAACGAGCAAAAAUAACACAGGGUUCUAAGGACGUUAAAAUGAAGACGUUCACUGCGUAUGAUGAUACGCAUUUAGCACGGAACCGUCAUGCCAGUCCAAGAAAUCCAGAAGGAUUGACAUCGUUAUGGGUUGGCAAUGUUUUACCAGAAGUUACGGAAAUUAUGCUUAGCCAGUUGUUUUCAAAACAAGGUCGUGUAACUAGUGUCCGUCUUCUGAAAGAAAAAUACUGCGCAUUUGUUAACUAUGCAGAUAAAGUUGCUGCUGGUCGUGCAAUGGAAGCGUUACAAGGUCACGAGUUUUGCGGCCAGAAGCUUCUUAUUAAAUUCCCAGAUAAUCCCAUAGUUAGCAGUGCUCAGAAUGCUAUCAUCAGGAAAAACAAGCCUCAGAUUAUAAAGAACAACGUGAAAGUUAAUGGUGUCCCAGGUACUACUAUCAUUACUGCUGCCCAAGCCCACGCCCAAGCCCAGGCCCAGGCCCAGGUUCAGGCUCAUCUACAGUCAAACGGCGCCAAACUCAAGGGACCAGUUAAUGGUGAUGAAUGUUAUUUUUGGCGCACAACAGGAUGUGCCUUUGGUGAUGCCUGCAAACACAAGCACAUUCCAAAAAAUAAAGGAGUUGAUAGAAAACCGUGGCAAAAAUAAUUUACUUCUAUGACCUGACAGGGUAUUUCUCCUAUUCGAAAUGCAGCGAUUUUGAUAAUAUACAAUGGUAUUGUUAAUUUAACGUAAAAAAUAGAUAAAAAGAAUACUAUACUUCCUCUCAUUCACUAUACAUUUUUUUUUUUGGCAAGAUUUGGAAGUUAGUUUAUUUCGAAAAAAAUUUUCAGAUGCCUUGAAUGUGGUGCUUAUCAACCAUUGGAACAUUUACUGUGCUCUAUCAAAAGCAGCACUGAAGACUUUAUUAAAGAGACCACGUUUUGUGUCUCAAAAUAAUGACCUGUAAUCCUCUUUGUUUGACAGGUAUAAGGUGGUUGAUUUGUUAUUGUGAAUUGUUUUGCAAGAUAACCAUAUACAGUACAUUUUUCUACCAAACGUCUUGAGAAGCUGUUAAUUCAUAUUUUGACCUCCUUUGUGAUUUAUAUUUUGAAAUGUAGUUUUAUAUAAAACAUCUUACAAAUGUAUAUUAUCUUUUUUUUUUUUUAGCUAUACGAUUUAAAGUCAUUUUGUUAAGCCAAAGCUAGGGGAGAGAGAAUUGUUUUUUGUUCAGUUUUUGUGUGGUAAAAAUUAUAUGAAAAUAUGUAUCAUUUAUAAUUUAUUGCAGAUUAUACAAUACUAACUUAAUAAGAGAUUUAUAAAUACUAUUUUAUCAUUCCAGAAAGUUACACACAUCUAAUAUAUUUUGCAUCAUUGUUUUACUUGACAGUGAUGAAUGGCUUUUUGGACUAAUAUCCUCAUACUAUUAAAUGAAAAGAGUGCAGCACAAAACUUUAUGCAUGCCCAUUGGAAGAAAAAAUGUGUUAAUGCAAUAUCCAUUAUGUUUCAGUUAUGCCUUCACUAUACAUUUAGGUUAAGUUGAAAACAUAUUCAGGGGUUUCUGAGGACACUGUGGUAGAAUGCCCAGUUUGUAAGCUGCAUAUACAAAGUGGGACUUUGAUAUUUAACUGAAGUAUGUAUAGGUGUUAAUAUCUGGAUAAAUAACUUAAAAAUGUUUCAAAGAUUAUUUGGCACAUAAUUCUUUAGCAGCAUUGGUAUUAACAAAGUAUAUCGGGUAAAACAUUAGUAAAAAAAAACAGUACACUCUUUCAAUACAGGGAUGUUUGAAAAUCAAUGCAUUAUGAAAAAUAGCUUUGCGAAGUGAAGGUAAUAGAAAUAGGGUCUUGCUCCAGUGACCCCCAAAUUUGCUGAUUAUCUUUUUUUUGACUUUCUUCUAGGUACAGAUUGACAGUUUAUCUUGCCUUACAUUAUAGUUGUCAUUGCUCUUUGAUAUGGAAGCAUGUGGAGAAGGUUGAUAUGACUACUGGGCUUAGGUGAAUGGAUGUGGUUCUUGCUGUAAUGUGUACGAAGAGUUGCCAGUAGCUGAUGGUUGUACUGGAAUGCUUAAGUACAGUGGAACCUCGGUUUUCAUUUGCCCAGGUUUCUCGUCGAAUUCAGUUUUCGAUGGCUUUUUUCAUCAAAAUUUUGUCCCGGUUUUCGUUCGUCACCUCAGUUUUCGUCGAGUUGGCAGUGAUCUGCUGUACCGAAUGUGUCCGCCCGCACCCACACAAAGCAUCCCAUGCAUUUUGAAUCAAUCUGGCUUUGUUUCUUGUCAUUAGAGGGUGGUAGUGGUUGUGAUGGUGGUAGAGAGUGGUAGUGAUAGUAGUAAAGGGUGGUAGUGAUGGUGGUAGAGAUAACCUCUCCUCCCUCUCUCCUCUUCGCUGUCAUCCAUAUGCCAACAAGAGUCUUCAGUUAAGGUAAAAGUGAUGUUAAAUGUUCAUUUAUCCAUUUCAUUAGUCCUUUAUAUUGAUUUCUCAUUGUUUUCUGUAUGUACAACUAUAAUUAUUCUCUAUAAAAUGUAUUUUUUGAUAAUACUUUUGGGUGUUUAUAGCAGAUUAAUUGGAUUUACAUUAUUUCUUAAGGGAAAUAUUGCUUCAGUUUUCGUCAGACUUUCUGGAACGAAUUAAUGAUGAAAACCGAGGUUCCACUGUAUUAGGUAAUGCAUAUCUUGUAUGUUUGACCCUGCAAUACUUUUUACAGCUAAAAAUAAGGCAUCAUUGCUUUCCAGAAUUCUCUUUCAGGUCAGUUCUUCUAGAUUUGUUAAGGUAUUUUUCAGUGAAAAAUUACUCUUGUAACUCCUGCAAUUGUAACUGUUUAUCUUCAAGUUUUUCUUCCUCGUUUUCUUUGUAAGCUACCUCUCUACUAACUUGGAAUUGAGAUACUCCAGGAUUUCUUCUGCAAUUGGUUCUUCACACAUCCUAUUCUAAUACAUGUAGUAUGUAUUUCACAUAUGUCACGUUCAUGCAUAUCUCCAAAACCUCACGUCUUAGUCCUUGCUGGAUCCGCAAUUUCCUAAACCUGACUCCUUGCUGAGGAAAACCCAGAGAACUUGCUCACAACAGAAAACCACAAUUAAUCCCAUUGUUUACUGACCGAGGAAUUUCUUUCCAAGAUACUUUGACAUUCACAGGUGCAUCUGUACAUGUAAUAGUAAAUUUAUACCAAAAGUCUGGCAUGCCAGUCUCCGAGCUGUUAUCCAUUUCUCCAAUUAUUUUUUUCAUUACUGUACCUGGCAUGUGCAGUGACACUUAUCAUAAUAACUCCUUGAUCCAGUGGCUGUAUCAGAGAUGUUGGAUUGGGUGACGAAAAAACAACUUUUACAUUUGGGUUCAUAGACUCCGAGAUUUGAGGAUGAGUAUGGGAAUUAUUAAGAGAGGAAAACCUUGACCAAGUACACUUUGGCUUCAGGAAUAAAGUAAUGCUUUAACCACUCAACACACAGAGCCUGUCAUCCAUGUUUCCUUGUUAAAUUGCCAAAUAACAGGCAAACAGGUUUUUGCCUGUAUUUGGUCUUGACCUUUUAAAGCACAAGCAUUCUUUGUGAUAAAUUAGCAAAGACUUUCACUUUAAUUCACCUAUUUCAUUUGCAUAAAGCAAGGUGAAAUGAUCCUUAGCUGUCUUGACAAGAACCACUUUUUUUUUUUUUUU
This is a messenger RNA of Cherax quadricarinatus, 4971 nucleotides long. Lineage: Eukaryota; Metazoa; Arthropoda; Malacostraca; Decapoda; Parastacidae. The record is from RefSeq and is a predicted model, not a curated record.